AUGGCCGCCGACAUCGGCUAUUGGCUGGUGACCAUCCCCGUCCGCGUCGUGCUCGGCGUCGUCCUCGCCGUCAUCAUCCUGGUCGUGAUCGUCGUCGUUGCCUUCAUCGUUUUCGUGUGCGCCACCAAUCUCAGUGCGUGGUGGCGAUCGCCGCGGAUGCGCCUCCUCAGGCUCGGCGGCGUCACCACCCUGAGGCGGAGGCUGGGCUACCCCUGCACCAUGUGCCGCGACACUAUGGAGGCCGGCGAGAAGGUCCGCACGCUCUCCUGCGACCACGUGUUCCACUGCGGCGGCACCGUCAAGUGCGGGCUCGGCAUCGACGCAUGGCUUCUCGCUGGGAAUGCCAUGUCCUGGCAGUCCUGCCCAAUCUGCCGCCAGGUUCCCCAUCCCGUGCUGCCGUGGAAGCGGCCACCGCCAUCGUCGCCAGCGCCGUCUUCGCCGCAGACGUCAGACUCGGACUCGGUGGAGGACUCGGAGGAGGAGGAGGAGUUGCUGUUCCCGUCGCACUGGUUCGACGAAACACUACCGGAGUAG
Miscanthus lutarioriparius is the source of this 534-nucleotide messenger RNA. The record is from the annotation of a GenBank genome assembly. Lineage: Eukaryota; Viridiplantae; Streptophyta; Magnoliopsida; Poales; Poaceae.